Alligator sinensis (Chinese alligator) is the source of this 3742-nucleotide messenger RNA. RefSeq names its product neutral sphingomyelinase activation associated factor (gene NSMAF). The transcript is spliced from 32 exons. Bases 519 to 3368 code for a protein of 949 amino acids. The record is from RefSeq and is a predicted model, not a curated record. Lineage: Eukaryota; Metazoa; Chordata; Crocodylia; Alligatoridae. Gene Ontology annotation, molecular function: protein binding.
GAACGCUUCAUGACUGCUGCAUGGGGGGCCCCACAAGGAAGCCUCGGCCCUGAGUUAGUGUUGGCCCCGCGCUUCCACUCGCCGCCCCGCCGCUCAACCCUCGGAGGCAAGGAGCCCCCUGCAGAGACCCGAGGCCCCUCGGCAAAUGCUGCCUCUUUCGGUUCACCCUGGAGGGUUUUGGCUUUAGAAAUGACCGGAGCUGUUCUUCUGUUGCAAAGAGCUUGGAGAAACCCCAGCUGCAAAUGUCUAGUAGAAACCUCUGGCUUGGCCGAGUGAAUCCUGUGUCCGCCCCUCGCGGCGCUCCGAGCACCCUCAAGAGGCUCUCGAGGCGCACCCGGCAGAGGGUCGCCAUCCUCCAGCUUCGCGGUGUUUUGCACUCUCAGUAGGGCGGUGCAGUUGACGCUCUUGUGGGUGGUUGUCCUAGGGUCUUUGUGGUCGAAAACCACGUGUCUAGUUCUCCACCUUUAUUCGGAAAGUCUCAGUGAAUGGAUUAUUCUGAUGAUACCACUUGAGGUGCGAUGGAGAUGCAGCACUGUGGCGUGCCUGCCUCCCGUCUGAGUAACCAUGGGGCCAGGAGCAGUGGAGAUGGGAUGGUCGCAGUGGGGAUGGGAUGGUUUUCCUUACUCCUCCUUAAUCUGGAAGAAUAUUACUUUGAACAGCAUACAGCUAAUCAUAUAAACAAAGGCUGUAGAGGUGAAAGGCAGAUAAGAGGUUCACUAAAAAUCUGUUCAAAGUCAAUUAUUUUUGAACCUGAUGACAAUAUCCACCCUAUUAUUAAAAUACCAUUGAGAGACUGUCUUAAUAUAGAAGCACCAGAAGACAAUGAAGCAAAUAAGCAUUUUGCAAGGGAGAUACCUGGAGGGAUUUCUAUCACAUCUAAUCAGGUUCAUCUAAUUAAAGAACGAAACAUUAUUGCACCGUACAAAACUGAAAGAGGUAAAAAUGAAUACUUCUUUCAGUUGGAUGUUGCUGGGAAGGUGGAAGAUGUUAUACAGACUCUGCUUCAGCUUUACAGGGCCUCUCAUCUGGAUGAACUGGGAGAUCAGGCUGCCAUGAUAACUGCUAUAUUGCAGUCACGUUUGGCUAGAACAUCAUUUGAUAAGAACAGAUUUCAGAGCAUUUCUGAAACGUUGCAUAUGGAAUGUGAAGCAGAAAUGGUGACGCCAUUAGUGACUAAUCCAGGUCAUGUGUGUGUCACUGAUGCAAACCUGUAUUUCCAACCUCUGAAUGGGUAUCCAAAACCUGUGGUGCAAAUAACAUUGUACAAUGUCCGUCGCAUCUAUAAAAGACGACAUGGUCUAAUGCCAGUGGGACUAGAAGUAUUUUGCACAGAAAAUGACCUCUGUUCUGACAUCUACUUAAAAUUCUACAACCCUCAAGAUCGAGAUGAGCUGUAUUUCUAUAUUGCAACGUAUUUAGAAAACCAUAUUGCAGAACACACAGCUGAAAGUUACAUGUUACAAUGGCAGCGAGGGCACAUUUCAAACUACCAAUAUCUUCUUCAUCUCAACAAUCUAGCUGAUCGGAGCUGCAAUGAUCUAUCUCAGUAUCCUGUAUUUCCUUGGAUCAUAGCAGAUUAUUCUAGUUCAGAAUUAGAUUUGACAAAGCCUGAAACAUUCCGGGACCUUAGUAAACCAAUUGGUGCGUUGAAUAAGGAAAGGCUAGAAAGAUUACUGACACGUUAUCGGGAAAUGCCAGAGCCAAAAUUUAUGUAUGGCAGCCACUACUCCUCUCCAGGUUAUGUUCUGUUUUAUCUUGUCAGAGUUGCACCAGAGUACAUGCUUUGUUUACAAAAUGGAAAGUUUGACCAUGCUGAUAGAACGUUCAACAGUAUUGCAGAAACCUGGAAAAACUGUUUGGAUGGUGCAACAGACUUCAAAGAACUGAUUCCAGAAUUUUAUGAAAAUGAUUCCAGUUUUCUAGUAAAUGGUUUGAAGCUGGAUUUGGGCAAAAGACAGGGAGGAAAGAUGGUUGAAGAUGUAGAACUUCCUCCAUGGGCAUCAGAUCCUGAUGACUUUCUUCAGAAGAGCCAAGAUGCUUUAGAAAGCCAGUAUGUGUCAGAACAUCUUCAUGAAUGGAUAGACUUAAUAUUUGGCUACAAGCAAAAAGGAAGUGAAGCUAUUGGAGCUCACAAUGUGUUUCAUCCAUUAACCUAUGAAGGAGGAGUUGAUUUGAACAGCAUUAUGGACCCAAAUGAGAAAGUAGCUCUGCUGACACAAAUCUUAGAGUUUGGACAGACACCAAAACAAUUGUUUACAGUUCCUCAUCCCCACAGAAUAAUACCAAAGUUCAAAAGCUUGUCUCGAACAUCUAGUCACUCUGUUUCCAUAACUGAUUCUCCAGUUUCUCCAGGUGAGGAAUCUUUUGAAGAUUUGACAGAAGAAAGCAUAACACUUGCAUGGAACAGUAUUGCCAAAUUAAAAUUAGAUGAGCAACAUAAAAUUCACAAAGAGGCAAUUACUGGAAUAGCAGUCUCUUUCAAUGGGUCUUCAGUAUUUACUACAUCUCAAGAUUCAACUUUGAAGAUGUUUUCUAAAGAAACAAAAACGCUUCAGAGAAGUGUAUCUUUUUCAAAUAUGGCCUUGUCAUCUUGUUUGAUCUUGCCUGGUGAUACAACUGUCAUAUGUUCUUCGUGGGAUAAUCACAUCUAUUUUUAUUCAAUUGCAUUUGGAAGACAGCAAGAUGUUCUAAUGGGACAUGAUGAUGCUGUCAGCAAGAUAUGUUGGCAUGAUGAUCGCUUAUAUUCUGCAUCUUGGGACUCCACUGUGAAGGUGUGGCAGUGUGUUCCUGCAGAGAUCUUGGGCACUAGGCGACAUAGUUUUGAAUUGCUUGCUGAGUUAGAGCAUGAUGUUAGUGUAAAUACAAUCAACACAAAUGCUGCAAAUACAUUGCUGGUGUCCGGAACCAAAGAAGGCACUAUUAGUAUAUGGGAUGUUACUUCCACUACUGUGUUGCACCAACUUGCAUGUCAUUCAGGGACUGUGUAUGAUGCUGCUUUUAGUCCUGAUAGCAGACAUCUGCUCAGCACAGGAGAAGAUGGCUGUUUUAAAGUUAUAGAUGUACAAACUGGAACGCUUAUCUCUUCUUUGAGUUCUGACCAGCCACAAAGGUGCUUCAAAUGGGAUGGAAAUACAGUCCUGUCAGGAGGCCAGUCUGGUGAAUUACUGGUUUGGGACCUUCUCGAAGGAAAAGUUAUUGAAAAAUUCAAAGGGCAUGCAGUAUUCCGGCUAGAGUGUGCGUAUAUGGAUGACUGUUCUCCUCUGGAUGGAGUAUUGGGCCUGCUUGUGGUUGGGCUGCCCCUUAUAUUUAAGAUCUGGACAUAUGACACCACUACUAUGAAGUGCUGUAACAUCUAUGUGGAUGAAUGAGCAAUGCAACAAUGUGAUCACGGGAGGGGAAGACAGACAAAUCAUGCUCUGGAAACUGCAAUACUAAGUGCCUUUCCCCUCCAGCUAUUUAAACAAAUGCUUUCAAGUUAUAUUUUUAAACCAAACUUUUUAAAGGAACUUACCCAUGUGCAAUGAUGGCUACUGAAGUUCAACCAAACAAAGCUCUGUUCAGCUAAGGCUUUCUAGUUCAUGGUGACUUCAUUAGAAGUUCUUAAAUGCUUAUUAUAAUUUCCAUUCUGUACUUAUUGGUUUUUCAUGAUGACUGUCAUAUAUCUCAGAUUAAAUGCCUGUCUCUGUAUCCUGAGAUGCAAUUAAAGAUGUAUUUUCUGUAAUUAAAGAAAUCUUAACUUGCA